Messenger RNA from Aspergillus luchuensis, 999 nucleotides. RefSeq lists its product as uncharacterized. The transcript has a single exon. Lineage: Eukaryota; Fungi; Ascomycota; Eurotiomycetes; Eurotiales; Aspergillaceae. The coding region runs from base 1 to 999 and encodes 332 amino acids. The record is from RefSeq and is a predicted model, not a curated record.
AUGGACCCUUUUAGCAUCAAAAGGGUUCCCUACAUCGUGUUAUGCAACAUCAUCCGACAAAUCCCCGACUGGGUGACGCUGGAGAACCUCAUCGAAGCGUCCCCACGUAUCCGGGAGAUCUUCGAACCAGGCAAGAAUCCCAACGAAAGGGCGGAGCCCGCAGCAACGCACAUAGUCGACAUCAUCCUAAAGGGUAACCCUAUAACAAAGGGCCAUCUAUACCGUCACUUCUGGAGAGUCACCGAACUAAAACAAUUAACACCAGAAGAGCUCCAGGAGUCAUUCAGUGAAGCACGUUCCUCUCUCCGAAGAAGUGGUCUAAACGAAGGAGAGCCUGAACGACGCAGCCUAACAGAAUUCCUCGCCCGCCAUAAGCCUCCCACUUCUAUAUCCCGAGCCGUGUUAUGGGAGAUGGUACAUAUCGCGGCCAAUAUCCAACGAUUAGCUUGUGCGUGUUUGACAUUCCUUGGGGGCCUGCUACAAGCUCAUUUUUACUGGAACGCGAGGUUCCACGCAAUGAAGGAACUGGAUCUGAGCCAGCCCUCAUGGGAAGAGGAAUAUCGCGUUUAUCGCGCCUUGUGGCAUUUGCAACUAUAUUCUGUGCUGCAUAAGGGAGAAAUCCUCCCUGUGGAUGUGGAUGGCCAUAUUGUGUGCGUCCGCGGCCAGUAUCAGCCCGAGGUUGCUACCUGGGAUUUACUUCCAGGGGUUGCCCGCGUUGAGAUUCAGACUGUGUCCCAGUGUCUUUUGAACCUUGUCAAUGGGAAUCAUAAUCUAAAUCUGAAUGGGUGGAGAGAAUGGGCUAAAUGGAAGAAGUGGUAUCCGCUUGUUACUGAGUUGCCUGAUGCAUCUCGGCUUGAGUUUGGGUUUCCGACUCGGAGUCCUCCGCCCCAGCCUGGUUGUUUGCGUGGUGUGAUUGAUCCUUUUGUUGAGAGGCUUAAGGAAUAUGCGGUGCAGAAUAAGCUUUUAUUUCAAGAAGUCGGGGCUCGAGUUACCUCAUAG